Camellia sinensis is the source of this 2221-nucleotide messenger RNA. Its product is annotated as zeatin O-glucosyltransferase-like. Gene Ontology annotation, molecular function: UDP-glycosyltransferase activity. Lineage: Eukaryota; Viridiplantae; Streptophyta; Magnoliopsida; Ericales; Theaceae. The record is from RefSeq and is a predicted model, not a curated record.
ACUUUUUUUCCUGAACUGUUUGAAUCUUUUACUAGUUGACCGGUUGGUCAACCGGCCGGGCAACCGGCUGGUUGGCCGGUGUACCUCUUUCAACGGUUAGUAACAGUGAUUUGGUAAAAUCUGUGUCUCGUUCUCAGUUUGAUGCUUUUUUGGCUGAAAUCUCAUUUUGAUAUCAAUCUGGUGCAACGGUUAGAGCAUAAAAAAGUACAUUUUUCAUCAAAAUUUGAAUCUGAUAUCAACUUUGAUUCACCGUUAGAGAUGGUCUUACAAACAUAUAUACAUACAUGCGUAUAAAACAAAAACAAAAAAAACAAAUAAUCAUAGCUAACUAGCCAAUAUUUAACUGUCCCAAAGUCUUUGAUUUUGCUUUAAAAAUAAUAACAAAAAGUCCAACCUUUGAAUGAGAAAACCCCUUUUCUUCAUUGAUUAUUCUAAAUUCUGAUAUUAUCACUCUACUUGUCGGCGCGAUUUUUCUUAAUAUUUUACAAUAAUAAUAUAAUUUUAUACUAUGCUGACUACCCGAACAUCAAAAAUAAAGAAAUAAAUAAAUAAAUCAAGCAUUGUAAUAAGAAGAAAUGGCCAAACUUUGAGUCAUUUUUAUUACGGUUCGUAAUACAAAUUCCGAUAUAAAGAAUCAACUCAUUUCAAAUAGAUAGAAGAUUGAGAAACUCACUUUCAGAAAAUAUAGUCAUCCAUGGAUGUUCAUAACCAACAACAUCCAUGCGAUGCCUACAAACAAGCUGAAGUAGUUGUAAUCAUGGUGCCUUUUCCAUGCUAUAGCCACCUCAACCAGGUUCUCCAGCUCUCCUGCCUAAUCUCUUCCUACAACAUACCCGUUCACUACGCUUGCUCUGCCACCCACGUGCACCAGGCUAAACUCCGCUUCAAUGCCACAAACCGCCUUUCCUAUGCCCAAAUCCAUUUCCAUGAGUUCCCUACCCCUCCUUUCCUCUCUCCUCCCCCCGACCCCAAUUCUAAAUUUCCAACACAUCUCAUACCAUCCUUUGAAGCCUCUUUGCAACUCCGUGACCCCAUGACUGAAUUCUUGCACAAAAUCUCCCCCAUGGCUAGAAGAGUUGCUGUUGUCCACGACGUCCUCAUGGCUUAUGUGGUUCAGGACACCGCUACCAUACCAAAUACUGAAACUUAUGCUUUUAACCCUGUUGGCACGUUCACUUCGUUCUUCAACGGAUGGCAAAUGAUGGGAAAGCCUUUCCAGGUAGAUGAACCACAAGGGUUACCAUCUGAUGAAGGAUGUGUCCCUUCCGAGAUCCGGAGUUUACUAACCCUCCAAACUGAUUUUUUGAAAUCUACAUCUGGAACUAUCAUCAACUCGUGCAGAUCAAUUGAAGGUACUUACAUUGAUUUAUGGAAAGAGGUACAGGUUGACAAAAACAAACAGAUAUGGGCAGUUGGGCCAUUGAACACCGGAGCGGUAGAUAAUGGCAGAAAUUCAAAUAGCCAACACAAAUGUUUGGAAUGGCUUGACAAACAAGACCCAAAAUCUGUGUUAUAUGUUUCGUUUGGAACGACAACUUCAUUGACAAAUCAACAGAUCAAAGAGCUCGCCAUUGGGUUGGAACAGAGCGGACAAAAAUUCAUCUGGGUGUUGAGAGAUGCCGAUAAAGGGGACAUUUUCUCAGGUGAUGUUAAGAGAGCUGAAGUAUUGCCAGAAGGUUAUGAAGAGAGACUGAAAGGAGUUGGAUUGGUGGUGAGAGAUUGGGCACCACAACUUGAAAUUUUGGCGCACCAAUCUACAGGCGGGUUCAUGAGUCACUGUGGAUGGAAUUCAUGCCUGGAGAGCAUCACUAUGGGAUUGCCGAUUGUAGCCUGGCCGAUGCACUCAGAUCAACCGAAGAAUGCAUUUCUCGUGACAGACAUAUUGAAGGCUGGUGUGGCUGUUAAACAAUGGGCAGAACUUCAGGAGUCGGUAGUGGCUUCAUCAACCAUUGCAGAAGCUGUCAAGAAGCUAAUGGCAUCCAGAGAAGGGGAGGAGAUGAGGACGAGGGCGGAGGAAUUGGGAGGUGCCACCCGGAAGGCCGUAGAGGAAGGUGGUGUUUCUCGAAUGGAAUUGGAUUCGUUCAUUGCUCACAUAACUCGGUAGAUUUGUUUAUUGAUUCAGGAUGAAUUGGCUUUCCUUGCAUUGGAUUGUAGUCCAGACCUCUGAAAUCACAACAAUCUGGAAAUAAGUAUUUGAUCAAUAAAAAUCAUUUUAGUAAUA